AUAAUGCUAGUUCAGAAUAUCUUUUUAUAAUUGAGUUUUUUGCAAAAGAUGAUAAACCCAAUGCCGACUGGGCAAAGGAUAUUUUUGCGGAAAUAUUUGAAACUACUAUCAACAUGGGUUUGAGCUCAACAAAACAAUAUGUUGAGAAUACUUAUGAUGCUGUCGGUGUGCUUCUGUGCAUUCGACUAAACACACAAUUUGCUCUGGAAUUACAACGAAGGAGGGUACCGGCUCUUGAAAGUUACACGAAUCAGACAAACAUGCUGCUAUGGCCAAGAUUUCAGGCAAUUAUGGAUAUGCACAUUGAAAGCGUCAAGAAGGCUGGAGAUAAAUUUACAGUUAAAGACAUUCACCCACAUUAUAUAUCACGCAGAUUUGGCGAAUUUGCAGCUUCAAUAUUGACCCUUAAUGAAGAUUACAAUGACCCCAUAUUGUCCAACAGCUUGUUGAGGUUAAGGAACGAAUUAGAAUUUUUGCUUGAAAAUAUGUCAAAAUCUUUCGACGAUCGCAAGAGCAAACUGAUAUUUCUCAUUAACAACUAUGACCUGAUAACAACAAUUCUGAAUGAAACUGGAAGAAAAUCUGUAGAGGCUGAAGUAAAUCAUUUUAAGGAACUCUUAAACGGCAAGAUACAUGGGUAUGUAGAAGAAGAACUACAACCCCAUUUCGGAAGCUUAAUUUAUUUUAUAAGAAUGUCCGAUCAAGGAAAAGAUAUUUCGGCUAUAGAUUCAGAAUUUUUUGAUAAAGUAUCUGCAGACUUUGCGUCAACCUGGCGUCAAUCACUAACAUCUAUCAACACCUCAGUAAUUCAACACUUUUCAAAUUUCAAGAAUGGAACUACAAUUUUACAUGCAGUUUUGGGACAACUAAUAAUUUAUUACACAAGGUUUUGUAACGUUCUGGAAGAAAGGAUAAAUGAUGGUACGGUGAAAAUUAAGAAUCAACCCGUGGGAGUGCAGAAUGUCAUGGUCGAGAUUAAGAAGUUUAGGAGUAAUUUUUAA
Acaulospora morrowiae is the source of this 1001-nucleotide messenger RNA. NCBI's taxonomy places the organism in Eukaryota, Fungi, Glomeromycota, Glomeromycetes, Diversisporales, Acaulosporaceae. The record is from the annotation of a GenBank genome assembly.